Molecule: messenger RNA, 345 nt
Organism: Lottia gigantea (owl limpet)
Lineage: Eukaryota; Metazoa; Mollusca; Gastropoda; Lottiidae
Exons: 3
Coding region: 1-345 (114 amino acids)
Source: RefSeq, a predicted model, not a curated record
AUGGUGUUUAUCGUGGUACAGGGUCGAAAAACAAUUACAAUCGGAUUUUACAAGGCUCUUUUCAUGGUAGAGGGGACCAUGUCUAGAGUAGAUAUACAAUAUUUCUUCCCAGGGAUAAGUAUACCAGGCAAGUAUGCAAGAUUCACUACGAGGGUAGAUCAUCCUGGAUCAUUUAAGAUGAAUCAUCCUGGAUCAUUAAAGAUGGAUCAUCCCGGAUCAUUCAAGAUGAAUCAUCCUGGAUCAUUCAUGAUGGAUUAUCCUGCUGGAUCAUUUAAGAUGAAUCAUCCUGGAUCAUUCAAGAUGGAUCAUCCUGGUAAAUUUGAGAUGAAAGAUGAAAUUGAAUGA